AUGACAUCAUGCAUCAAUUUGUGAAAAACUGCUAUAGUGAGCCAAAAGGCCUAUAAGGCAACAGCGAACAGAGGGAAAAAAAUCAACUGCUCCAAAAGAAUGUGUUUUUCUCCCAUUCUGGAAAUCAACAUGCAGUCUGAAUCUAACAUUACAGUUCGAGAUGACAUUGAUGACAUCAAUACCAAAAUGUACCAACCACUAUCAUAUCCAUUAAGCUUUCAAGCGUCUCUCACCGGAUUUCUCAUGUUAGAAAUCGUGUUGGGACUUGGCAGCAACCUCACCGUACUGGUACUUUACUGCAUGAAAUCCAACUUAAUCAACUCUGUCAGUAACAUUAUUACAAUGAAUCUUCAUGUACUUGAUGUAAUAAUUUGUGUGGGAUGUAUUCCUCUAACUAUAGUUAUCCUUCUGCUUUCACUGGAAAGUAACACUGCUCUUAUCUGCUGUUUCCAUGAAGCCUGUGUAUCUUUUGCAAGUGUCUCAACAGCGAUCAACGUUUUUGCUAUCACGCUGGACAGAUAUGACAUCUCUGUAAAACCUGCAAACCGAAUUCUGACAAUGGGCAGAGCUAUAAUGUUAAUGAUAUCCAUUUGGAUUUUUUCAUUUUUCUCUUUCCUGAUUCCCUUUAUUGAGGUAAAUUUUUUCAGUCUUCGAAGUGGAAAUACAUGGGAAAAUAAGACACUUUUGUGUGUCAGUACAAAUGAAUACUACACUGAACUGGGGAUGUAUUACCACCUGCUUGUACAGAUUCCAAUAUUCUUUUUCACUGUCAUAGUAAUGUUAAUCACAUACACCAAAAUACUUCAGGCUCUUAAUAUUCGAAUAGGUACCAGAUUUUCAACAGGACAGAAGAAGAAAGCAAGAAAAAAAAAGACUAUUUCUCUAACCACGCAACAUGAGACUACAGACAUGUCACAAAGUAGUGGUGGGAGAAAUGUAGUCUUUGGUGUAAGAACUUCAGUCUCUGUAAUAAUUGCCCUCCGGCGAGCUGUGAAACGACACCGUGAACGAAGAGAAAGGCAAAAAAGAGUCUUCAAAAUGUCUUUAUUGAUUAUUUCUACAUUUCUUCUCUGCUGGACACCAAUUUCUGUUUUAAAUACCACCAUUUUAUGUUUAGGCCCAAGUGACCUUUUAGUAAAAUUAAGGCUGUGUUUUCUAGUCAUGGCUUAUGGAACAACUAUAUUUCACCCUCUAUUAUAUGCAUUCACAAGACAAAAAUUUCAAAAGGUCUUGAAAAGUAAAAUGAAAAAGCGAGUUGUUUCCAUAGUAGAAGCUGAUCCCAUGCCUAAUAAUGCUGUAAUUCACAACUCUUGGAUAGACCCUAAAAGAAAUAAAAUUACUUUUGAAGACAGUGAAAUAAGAGAAAAAUGUUUAGUACCUCAGGUUGUCACCGACUAA
This is a messenger RNA of Eptesicus fuscus (big brown bat), 1398 nucleotides long. RefSeq names its product G protein-coupled receptor 22 (gene GPR22). Lineage: Eukaryota; Metazoa; Chordata; Mammalia; Chiroptera; Vespertilionidae. Gene Ontology annotation, molecular function: G protein-coupled receptor activity; peptide binding. The record is from RefSeq and is a predicted model, not a curated record. The coding region runs from base 100 to 1398 and encodes 432 amino acids. Gene Ontology annotation, cellular component: membrane. Gene Ontology annotation, biological process: G protein-coupled receptor signaling pathway. The transcript has 3 exons.